Messenger RNA from Syngnathus acus (greater pipefish), 5569 nucleotides. RefSeq lists its product as uncharacterized. Gene Ontology annotation, molecular function: microtubule severing ATPase activity; ATP binding; ATP hydrolysis activity. The record is from RefSeq and is a predicted model, not a curated record. Lineage: Eukaryota; Metazoa; Chordata; Actinopteri; Syngnathiformes; Syngnathidae. The transcript is spliced from 3 exons. The coding region runs from base 264 to 2327 and encodes 687 amino acids.
GAGAGAGAGAGACUGGAGUUGUGUCCCAUAUGUGAGGAAAAAAAGCAAAGCAGAUCACACACACAAACAGUUGCCUGGUCCAGUCUGCUCUCCGGAUUAUCCAAGCGCUGCUAUCAGAUGGGAUGGAGGAUAUGCAGGCAUGAAGAGGGCUAUCGCGUCAUCCGUGCAAGUGCAUGCCAGUGAUGGACUUCAAGCCAACAGAGGCUAACGCUGGCAGGCAUUCACACAACCGCAUUCCUCUUCACUAAGACCAGCUCCACAGAAUGCUGAGUCCCAUUGUCCCCUAUAGCUUAUUCAAGAUGCACUGGAACCCAGAGCAUGCCCAAUCCCUCAGCCAGUGGCCUGAGCAACACCUGGAUGUCUCUUCCACCACCUCCUCACCGGCACACAAGUCGGAAUUCUAUUCCAGCCGUGGCCACAGCUCCUACAACUACUCUUGGGCCAACGAUGACAUCUCCGCCCUCACAGCUUCCAAUCUGUUGAAGCGCUAUGCUGAGAAAUACACCGGCGGACUGGAUUCAACGUUUGAGCGGACACCUCCUGUGGGCACCUACCCAGAGCAGAGUGCCUUUGGGGGUCUCAGUAGCCAGAAGACUGAACUGGAAGCCUGGCCGCUGACACAAACCUCUGAUGGCUCCUACUCCCUUGUGCCCCCUGGAGGCCACGAGAGCCUGUCCACUUCCAAGGCUGUGGCCACGGGCGCAGGCCCUGCCAGGAUUGGCAGUGUGUCAGUGGUGAACAGCAACCUCUCAGACUCCGGCUACAGUGGCGGUAGCUCCUGCAGCGGCUCCAAUGACUACCCCUCCAACUACAACGGCACCUAUCUCUCGUCUGCAUACUGCCCCCAACCCAGUGCAGCACUUCCUCCUGCCUCCCUUCAUACACUUCAAUCCACCCCCGCUGUGGUACCCAGUUAUAGUCCGACCACACCUGUCUAUAGCUACCCGCCCAGCACAUAUUCUCCCCAGAACAGCCUUGCCCCCAGCUAUAGCCACCCCUCUGCAACAUACUUACCCUCAGGUCUGCCUGCACCCACUCCUGUUCCUCCUAGGCCCUCGGUGGUAGGUAGCAACUACAGUUACCAGACCACCAACAUUGGCCCAUCCGAGUCUGUUGGGCUGUUGAAAAGAAAAGCAUUUCAGAUGGCUGUAGAAGGGAAUGAAGUUGGGGACAGCACUUUUUACAAGAAAUACAGCUACGAUGCGCAGAAAGCUGGUGAAAACUCACCAUACAGUGUGAGUGACAAAGCACAUUGCCACGGAAACAGAUUCAGCAGUUCAGUAAGCAAUACAGAGCCACAAAAGUUUAAACCUAGCAAACCCUCCUCGCAGCCCCUGCUAUCUCCCCAGUAUGGGCCAGCUGGUGAGUACAGUCCUCCUGCUGGAAUGACAGGAGAUAACGCAGCAGGGGAGCAGGCCUUGACCCAACAACAGCAGCAACAGAAGCAGUGCUCUGAGGCCCACAAAGCUUCUUCAUUGUGUUGUCCAACUGUUAAAACUCUGAAGAGUCCAGACCCCCAAGUGUUGGACCUGAUUGACGAGGAGAUUUUGGACUGCAGCCCAGCCCUAAACUGGGGCGAGUUGGCUGGCCUCACUCACGUAAAGGCUGCUUUGGAAGAGGACCUCCUGUGGCCUGUCCUGAGGCCCAGUCAAGUGAUGCAGCCACCAAGAAGCAUCCUACUGUUUGGCCCCCGUGGAGGGGGUAAAUCCACCUUGACUCAUUCUCUGGCUUCACAAAUCGGAGCUUCCCUCUACCGACUGAGCGGCGCCUUGUUGGCUUUGAAAGGAAAGGCGGAGGUAGAACACAUUCUGGGAUCUGUGUUGGAGGUGGCGGGUGCACGGCAGCCAUCAGUGGUGCUGCUUAGCCAAGUGGAAACCAUGGAGGGAGAGGGCCUGAGACAGACACUGCGCACCUUCUUGGAGAACGCCCAUAUGAGCACGGGUUUGGUGAUUGUCGUAUGCACCACCGGAAGACCGGAUCUACUGCAAGACGCGUUUCAUCGUAGCUUCACCAAACGCUACCAUGUCGGCCUGCCAGAUGCGUGUAUGCGUCGGGAGGUGCUGUUGCAAGCUCUUUCGCCUCAGGGCUACAGUCUGAGUCAGCGGGAGCUGAGCGCGAUGUCGAAGCGUACUGAAGGCUAUUCUGUGUGGGAGCUCCUGCAGCUCAGUCAGGAGGCGCUCUCCUCAGCAUCAGCCCCCACUGGGGCAAGACAUGGCAAAGCCCCAACCUUCACAGACUUUGAGAAUGCCUUCUGCAAGGUGCGCCCACACAACACCACAAAAGAGCCUGAUACUUGUAUAGAAUGGAGCAAAAUAUAUAGCCACUAGUGAGUCAGCCAGUCACUGUACUAUGACCCCACUAUUUGAAUGUUUGGUUCAUAUUUUUUGUUAUUGCAAAUCAUGCAGCCAAAAGAGCCAGCAAGUAUGAGAAAUCCCCCAUGUAAGAGGAAGCUGAAAACACAUUCAUUUGACUGGCAUUGGUUAGCUAUGAAGAUCCACAAUAUUUCCUUUUUACCCCAAAAGAAAAGAAAUGUGAACUGACCUUGAUGAGUAGUGUAGCUUCUAAUGGAAAAAUCAAAUAAUUACUUGGAAACUCAGAUUCUGUUUCGCUCGGGUCCAGAACAAAAUCAAUGAUUUGUUGCUAGGUGACGUGGUCCAAGGUAAUGGAUAAUCAGGGUUUGGUAAAUCCUUACAUUUGUCUGCUUCUCUCAGGAUUCUCUUUAUUGCCAGUCCAUUUCCAUGUACACGUCCAAACUCAUGUUCUUUGCUUUCAACAACAUUCUUUGACCAAAAACAUGACAAGCCAAAUGUUCUAUCCUUCUAAUCAAACCGAAUGGCUGAAGUCCCAAUGCUAGCUAGCUACUCGCCAAAUACUCAAGUUACUUCAUCCAAUGAGAAGUACUUCACAUGUCUCAUUCAAUGACUUCACCUCAACACUCAUGCUUAAAUAAGAUUAAAAAAAAAUUGCUUUAUUCCUCCUGACCUUCUGUCCUUAAAUUUCAUAGCCACCACAGUGAAUGACAAGCACAUUCCUCCUCAACUGCUGCGGUCUCACCUGCACACCACGUCUUUGUCUGUUUCUUUUCUGUCGUCUUGUUUGAUAUGCUCAGGAAGAAUGUCUUUACCUCAGAAAUAAGAAAGAAAGAAUGUAUGUAAUCUUUGGGGUCUCAGUGGUGAAAAGCGAGGAGAAAGCUUCUUAAAAGACAUUGUAGCUGGGCUUUUAUCCUCAGGAGAGAAACUUGAAUAUGGUACAAGAGUCACAUUGAAUGUAAUUCAGGUAUUUCAAAGGAUAUUUGAUGCCAUAAAUCCAUUUAUCGUUAUAUAUAUAUAAAAUAUAUAUGAUUGUUCUUUCUUUUAGACCACCACCCUUAUUUUAUUGUAGUUGAUGUUGGGAUAGUUGUUGUCUUUAAGAAAUACUAAUGUAGGAUACAGAACUUCAUUGUUGUUGCACAAACUGCUUUUUAUUUAAGUUUACAAUUGAAAAAAUUACAUCAUGUAGCUUAGCUUUCAUAAAACUCCAAAGUAUUUCCAGUGAGUGGAUGUUGGACGUCAAUCUAACAUAUGUAGAUCAUGCUAUCACACUUCAUUUCAUUUAUGUUAGCAUUCUGAGAAGCCAGGCAUCCAUUCAUCUAUACAUUUUUAAUAGGAUUUGUCCUCAUUAGGGUUGUGGGUGAGCCAGUUCUCUUUGACAACAGAAUCAGUUUACACCCUGGACGUUUCGCCAGUCAAUCGCAGAGCACAUAGUGACAGCCGCGCCCACUCAUAUUCACACCAAUGGACAAUUUAGACGUCUAAGAUGACUUUUGGUGAGAGAAGAGGAAAACAGAGUGCUUCAAUGAAUGGACAUAAAUACGGGUCACAUCACUUAAUCAAUUAUUGUUAUCACUCAUAAUCAGCAAUCAAUAAUGGGCUGGACUAAAAUCCCAUGUAGACAAAAUUUGUGGUACCCCUCUGUAAAUGAGAAUAAAUUAAUAAUAAUAAUAAUAAUCGCCCACGACCCCGUGGGGACAAGCGGUACAGAACGUCUGAAUUAAACAUGUCAUCACAGGGACCUCAAGCUGCUUGGAGAUGGUCUCAUAGACUUGACCUUUAACCUACUUGUCCAUUUUCCCCAGUGUCCUAAAACGGGUUUUCAACUGGUUUUGUCUAAGAGACCACCAUUAUAACCUAGAAGCAACUCGCGGACCACUGCUUUGGCAGAAUAUCUCAGCUACAUUUGACAUAAUUUGGAUGGGCAAAUGAUUCACAAAAUUAGCUGGAAAAUAAAUCAAGUCUAAAUAAUAAAUCCAUUUUAUUUUUAAAAAUGUUAAAAUUAUUUUCCAUUUCAAAUUUUACGGACCACCUGCAGUACCGCCACGGAACACUGGAGGGCCGCAGACCACCUGUUGAGAAUCCUUGUCCUAAAACAUCGUUCUCAUUCAAGAUAUUUUAUUUAUACAACGCAUUUCACAAUAGCUGGAGUUGUAACAAAACCCUUUCCAUAUCACAAUGAGCCCGCCGUAAAGACAGUAAACUAAACAGUGGAACAGUAAAUUAAACCACAAAUUAAAAUACUGUAGUAGAACAACAACAAUAAAGUCAGUCAAAAGCCAAAGAAUAAAAAUGGGUCUUCAAACGAGUUUUAAAAAUGGAGAGGGGGCUUGCCUAACCUUUAAGGGGAGGUCAUUCUAGAGGGAAGGAUCGGCAACAAAAAAGGCUCGAUCCCCACUGAGACUCCACUUAGACCUCAGCACUUCCAGUAGCGUAUGGUCUACGGACAUGAAGCCUCCAUGUUGAGGCCACAUCUUGCCGUGAUAUAUUGGAUUCUGUGGCUCCAGUAAAAAUACUGGACAUAACAUGUCACCAACAGUGAUGAGUUGUCAUCCUUUAACUUGAAUUGCAAGUUUGAAAACAAAUAUGAUCCUAAUUCGAGGACACACCUUGUGUCUAAUGAUUUUUAGGCUUUACUAGGGGUACCAUUGUUUUUGUCUCAGCCCAUUUCAUCAGUUCAAAUGCAACACUUCAAAAGCAAUGUCUGAUUUUGGUUAAUUUUCAUUGAAUUUUGAUUUAUCAUACUUUUAUGUUUUCCCGAUUUAUUUAUUAUUAUUUUUCUUUUCAUUGGUAGAGGGUUACCAACCGUUUUUUAUCUUCUCCCCAAGCACCCAAGCAAGCAUCCUUCACCUUCCCUGGAAAUGCUGUGAUUGAUUUUUAGUCAGUCCAAUGCAACGCUUGGUCAAUCACAGUGACCAUCUUGCAUAGUGGCGAGUACAAGUGAACUUUGUAAUUAUUUAUGAAAUAUACUACAUGAUGACUCGUAACAAGAGUAGUUUGUCCAACAAAAAAAUGGUUUGACUUUUUACACUUUCUUUGCAUUCAUAAAGUUUUUCUUGUAUAAUUUCUGUAACAAUUUCUACCUCAUUUGUUUGCGACAUAGUGUACAUGAAAGUAUUUAUUUCAUGUCUUUUUUUUUAUGUUGCUGAAUUUUGGAAUUGAUAAUGUUCUUAAACUGUAAUGGUCUACCUCAGAAAAAAGGCUGUAUUUUAAAAAGAAGAGUAUCACACAAAUAUUAAACAGAAUCUGUCAAUAUUGCA